Molecule: messenger RNA, 1656 nt
Organism: Aspergillus ibericus CBS 121593
Lineage: Eukaryota; Fungi; Ascomycota; Eurotiomycetes; Eurotiales; Aspergillaceae
Exons: 1
Coding region: 10-1656 (548 amino acids)
Biological process (GO): regulation of DNA-templated transcription; response to xenobiotic stimulus
Molecular function (GO): DNA-binding transcription factor activity, RNA polymerase II-specific; zinc ion binding
Source: RefSeq, a predicted model, not a curated record
CUUGCAGUCAUGUCGCCGAAAACCACCGGGCGCAAGCGUGUGAGAAAGGCGUGCAUUCCUUGCCAUGAGCGCAAACGAAAAUGCGAUGCCAAGUAUCCUUGCGGCAGGUGCAUCAGGUACGAAUACGAUUGCAGGUACCCCGAGGGCAGCACCCCUGAUGCUAUGGGCGGCGGCGUACCAACUCCAUCUCCAGACCGCAGUUCGAUGGAGCGAGAUCGCCACGAAGGCCCCACCGUCAGGUCCCCGGGAAUCUUCGACGAGCAAAAGUUUCGAUACUCCGGGGCGUCGGCGGUCACGGCAUUCCCGCAUCUCCUGGGGGCGGCUCUCGGUUCCGACAGCCCUCCAAACAUGCGGUCGGUCGCUUCCAACUUUGGCAUUCGCCCCGAGGAGGCAUCCAACGCCCACGGCUUUUUGGGAAGUCUUAUCUCAGAGGCGGAACUUGCCCGCUUUUCGAAGGUGUACCUUGAGGUAUUGGGCCCCAUCGGCGACUUGAUGGACUCGGAAUUCUACGCUCAGCGAUGUCGGGAUUAUUACCAGACUGCCGGCAGCAACGCGGUCGGCUUUGCCGCCGUGGCCGCCGGUGUCGCUGCGCUCGGAUCGUUCCUAUCUCCCCAAAAGCACCCGCGGGAGUCAGACUUGGUGCAGUACGCCAAAGCCAUCCUCGAUGAUCCGUCCUCCAUGCGGUUGCAUGGCAUCGACCACAUUGUUGCGUGGGGCAUGCGAGUGUUUUACCUCCGGGCCACGACCCGACCCAGCAAUACUUGGAUCGCUUCGUGCACGCAGAUGCACCUCUGUGAAGUGAUGGGGCUGCAUGAGGAAGAGAAUGUCAAGAAGAUAGCAUCCACCGCCAGAGCCGCUGCCCUUGGAUAUGAUGCGGACCGGCUGAGGAGAAUCUUCUGGAUCUCGUGGGCCGGGAAUACUAUGCUGUCCUAUGAGUACGAUCAUUCUCCUGUCUGCUUUCGGGCCGUGACGUGCCAGCCUAUCCUCGGGGUACCGGGGUCAGUAGCCGAUCAGUUCGUAAAACUAAUCCAGAUCAUUCCGUCGGCCAACUCUCCGUUCCAGCACGAAUUGCAGCCCCAAAGUCCGAGCGAGGAGCUAUUCAAGCGUCUCCGGGCGUUAGAGGAGUUCAAUUAUACCCAUCCGUUCCUGUUGGUGACAAAGGCAGAUCUUGCGUUUUGCUUCUAUCGGCGCCUCUACCAGCUCGAUAUCCAUGUACCGGACGAUAUCAUUCAGCUCAUCAUCGGUAGAGGUAACGCCGCAGUGGAGGCGGCCAAGCAGCAAGCCAACGAUGGCUAUCUGUUCUGGAACGUGAUCGGCAGUGUUUUCCAGUACACCUGCAUCCUGUUGGCCAUGGAUACGCCGACGGCUUCUACGCACAUCGACGCCGCAUUCGAGGGCUUGGAGGACCUUGUCAAGGCGGUCGAUACCGGACUGACCCGUGAAGCGCUGUCAAUGGCGCGACAUCUGCUUAGUCUGAAGAUUGCAAAGAAGCGAAAGGAGCUUGCUCAGUUGGAAGCUGUCGAGGGGGGUGAUAGAUUAUUUCAGGAGCCAUUGGCAUCCGAGGCCAACCCCGCGGUGCCAGACAUAGGUGAGGGGGUGGACUGGAAUCAGUUCUUCAUGGAGCCAUAUUGGGAUCCUGACUUCCCGCUUUUCUGA